GCCCGCCGUCGCAAAAUGGCGGCGGGGCAGCGAGAGCCCGCCCGCCCCCCCCGCCCGGUGGAACAUGGCGCCUCCCCGUCCUUCGCAGGGCGGAAGUGACGCGCCAGCCGCGCGACCCGGCAGGCGGUUGCGAGAUGGCGGCACCCGGGGCCGCCGUUACGGUCACCGUCACUUACAGCAAUGAAAAACACAGUAUUCAGGUUGCUUCUCCACAGGAAGAUAGUGAACCUACACUACAAGACAUGGCUCUACUUAUUGAACAAGUCACUGGUGUUCCAGUUCCAUUUCAGAAACUUAUAUACAAAGGAAAGUCUCUGAAAGAAUUGGAACAACCGUUGUCAGCACUUGGUGUUAAAAACGGUUGCAAAGUCAUGUUGAUUGGAAAAAGGAAUAGUCCAGAAGAAGAGGCUGAAUUAAAGAAGUUAAAAGAUCUGGAGAAGUCAGUGGAGCAAAUAGCUAAUAAGUUAGAGGAAGUUAAUAAAGAGUUCACAAGUAUCCAGAAGGGAUUUUUGGCAAAGGAUCUGCAAGCAGAAGCUCUAAAACAGCUUGACAAGAGGAUAAAAGGAACUGCAGAGCAGUUCAUGAAGAUCCUGGAACAGGUUGAUGCCAUUCUCUUGCCCCUGUACGUCUCCAAAAGUCUACUUGGCAACAUCUAUUUCUAAAUGGUGACAUUAAUGCCUGUGUAUGCAUCCCCAUUCUACAGAAGAGCUUCAUUUGGGGCAGCAGCUUGCUAGGACUACAUGAAAUUGGGUAUCCUUUACUUAAGUUUUACCCUUUUAGUUUGUCUUGGCAAACUUUAACAUUAAACUUCAUGGUUACAGUAGAGAUCUGAAAAAAAAAACAACCCCCUCAAACAUAUUGCUUGCUAUGUUACAUAAGGACAAGGAGGUUGUGAAUGCUGAAUAAUUUUCUGGUCAGUUGUAUAUGGACUGACAGUACUUUUGUUCAAGGUGCCUGCAUAUUGAGGACUAAAUUCUUUCUUUGGAGUGUGUAUCCAAGGUGUAUCCAAGUGCUUCACAGUCAUUAAUGGAUCAUAACCUUACAGCAUCUUCCCAGAGUACAAUGUGCGUCUUCCUGCAUCAUGCAGGAACUGAAAGCUAGAGGAGAAUGAGGAAUUUGUGCAGAGAUAUGGAAGAUGGUGGCAACUGGGGUAUUUUGUUAUUCUGUUUUUGUGCUUGCUGGGUCAUUGUCUGCAACUUCAUUCUAUCAUUCUUUUGCAUAUCACAAUCAUAAUCUUCCAAUCUAAAGAAAAAAAUGCUACUUUUCUGUAGUAGUAAUGCCUUUGCAGUGACACUUUAUGGGUUUAUAUCAGAAAGAUUCCAUGCAAACGCCUAUAGUUGGUGAACCAAAUGAAUUUGAAUGGACAGACAUUUUGAAAAAUCUCAGCAGCAAACCACAGAGUAAUAAUUAGAAUUUCCUGUCUGCAGGUGCUAUACAACAUGGACUUUCCUAGGAUUUUUGCAGAGCUCAUCAACUUAAUUUCUUCUUUCAUAUGGUUCCUUUUGAAUGGUUGUUUUAGUUAACAGUUCUUAAAUAGUUUUUUUUAUUUUAAUUAUAAUAUACUAAGUAUUUUAAAGUCUUAUUUCCAUUUCCUUUUCUGCCUCAUAUAAAGGAAAAUACGUUGCUGUUAAACGUAGACUUCAUAUAACUGGUUCCCUGUUUGAAGUAGCAGAUUUACUAUGUGUUGUCAUUAAAAUAGCAAUAAUCUGACAUCUCUUUCAUGUGGAUGGGAUUAGCGCAUAUUCCUGAGCCCUUCAAUUUUUGGUACUACAUCCUAUUUAGAAGAAAGUCAGUACUUGGUUUAUAGUUCUGGAACGAUGCAGACAGCCUUGAAAAACCCUCUUCACUGCUUCCUAGUUAAUUCAAACUAAAUUUCCUCUGUUAACUUUUGAUUCUCAUACUUUUUCCUUGGCUUAAAUAAAAAGUGUGCUAUUAUCUGUCAUCUUAUCCAGAAUACUCUAGAUAAUACCAGACAAGGCAUUUCCAGGUUUAGUACAAGAUUUUAGAAGUCUUACAAACAUCUCUAGGUUUAGGAAUUAGUGGAGUCCCUGUUCCUCAGUAUUGUGUCGUGGAAGUACAACACCCAGAGCUAAAACUAAUUAUGACUGGUAGCUUUUCAUAUUUGUAAUAGUUGUUUGUUACUUCCAGUGAAGAACGUAUAAGACCGUAUGGCAUUGAUAAGCAUCAUAUUUUUGAAGCAAGAAAUACGAGUGUUUUCACACCAGUGAAUGAAGCUAUGUUAUACAUACCAAACUCUGUAUUUAUUUGCGUUAACAUACAAAUAAGGCUGUGUUUUUUGUCAUGAAAACUGAACUUCUGAGAAACUUCUGUGAAAUCUUGCAGAUAAGUGUAGUUCAACGUAACCUUUCCAUAAAAUGCAGCCAUUCAGUGUGCUGAUACUACAGCACAUCAGGCCACCAACUUUAUGAAGUAGUACUUAGCUUUACUGUAGUUGUGCAGCAUGCAGAGGUAGCAGCACAAAAUGGUGAUGAGAUAUGCGUAUGGAUAGUAAAUGGGCUCCACUGAGGGGAAGGGGCACAGUUAAAAAUGAUAAACAGAAAUUCAAAGCAGAAGAGUGUCAAACUUCCAUUAAGUAGUUUAUCUGUAUCUCAGAAUUGUUUUAUACAGUAUUUAAUACUCCAUUUGUUAGCCAAGUAAAAAGCAAUUUCUGGCAAAUUUCUUGAAUGUUAUUGAUUAUAUAGAUGUGCUGGUGAUUCAAUAAACAGCAUUUAAAACAAAACAACAACAAGAAA
Messenger RNA from Cygnus olor (mute swan), 2753 nucleotides. It is a transcript of the gene BAG1, whose product is annotated as BAG cochaperone 1. The transcript is spliced from 6 exons. NCBI's taxonomy places the organism in Eukaryota, Metazoa, Chordata, Aves, Anseriformes, Anatidae. The coding region runs from base 135 to 662 and encodes 175 amino acids. The record is from RefSeq and is a predicted model, not a curated record. Gene Ontology annotation, molecular function: protein-folding chaperone binding; adenyl-nucleotide exchange factor activity. Gene Ontology annotation, cellular component: membrane; nucleus; cytosol. Gene Ontology annotation, biological process: protein stabilization.